Molecule: messenger RNA, 1938 nt
Organism: Phialemonium atrogriseum
Lineage: Eukaryota; Fungi; Ascomycota; Sordariomycetes; Cephalothecales; Cephalothecaceae
Exons: 1
Coding region: 486-1595 (369 amino acids)
Cellular component (GO): cytoplasm
Molecular function (GO): alcohol dehydrogenase (NAD+) activity
Source: RefSeq, a predicted model, not a curated record
CCGGACUUCAUCUUGUAGUUACAACCACGAUGUCGGUUCGGGCAAGUUGAUGUCGAGUAGACCCUUAUUAACUCGCAGCCCUCCUCUCCUAGCUCCCAUCUAUCCCAUGAACAGGCUGUCGAAGAGGGAGGUGCACAAACUCCUCAAGCCGUGCCCUAGCAAGCAAGAAUGCUACCCACGAUGUCACUAGCAAUGCCAAGUUCAACAGCAUCCGGCAGUCCGGAUCUGGCCGGACUGGAAGCCGAGGCAGGGGUUAAACGAGGACGAGUGGACCGCCGCCUCCGCACGCGCCCUGCACUCCACCCAUCAUGUUUGUGGAAGCGGCACAACAUCGGCUCUUGGGGAUGAUGGUGGGACUGUAUAUGAAGUCUCCCACCCCGUGGGAGGGCACACAUACACAUGCACACCUACACGCACCGCGCCCCGGCACAACCUAAUCUUACCCCAACGCCUCCCUCCCCUAACCAUCGCCACCAUCGCCAACCAUGGCCACCCCCACUUCACCACCGUCGACGCAGAGCGCCGUCGUCGUCAAGCACGCUGGGAAGGAUUGGAAGAUGGAGGUCGACCACUCCUACCCGGUGCCGACCCUAGAGGCAGGCCAGGCCCUAGUCCGCCUGUCAUACACGGGCGUGUGCCACUCGGACCUAUCCGGCAUCAACGGCAGCUGGGACCGCAAGAUAACGUGCGACGUGCCGGGCCACGAGGGCGUCGGCCGCGUCCUAGCCUACCACCCGGACACCGACCCGACCACGGCGCCGGCGCUGGGUGCUCGGGUCGGCGUCCCGCUGAUCCGCCGGCCCUGCACCACAUGCUCCAUCUGCCUCCUGCCCGACGGCGAGGUCAUGUGUCCCAACACGGGCUUCCACGGCCUGCAGUGCAACGGCACCUACCAGCAGUACAUCGCCGUGUACGCCUCGUACCUGGUCCCGCUGCCCGAGGGGAAACCCGCCUCCACCUCCACCUCCCCCCAAGCCAUCGACGACGAUGCGCUCCUCGCCCCCGUCCUCUGCGGCGGCGUCACGGCCUACAAGGCGCUCAAGAAAUCCGGCGCGCGCGCCGGCGACUGGGUUGCCGUGGCGGGGGCGGGCGGCGGGCUGGGCAUCUUCGCGGUGCAGUACGCGGCGGCGAUGGGGAUGCGCGUGGUGGCCAUCGACGCGGGCGAGCAGAAGCGCGCCGCCACGCUGCGCCACGGCGCCGCGGCCUUUGUCGACUACCUCGACGGCGGCGUGGCGGCCAAGGUGCUGGAGAUCACGGGCGGCGAAGGCGCCAAGGCGGUGCUUGUGCUUGCGCCGGCGGAGAAGACGUAUAAUGAGGCGCUGAGCUAUGUCGCUUGCCAGGGGUGUGUUGUGUGUGUGGGCAUCCCUCAUGAGGAUGUUAGGAUGGCGGUCCCGCCUGGGCUGCUGAUGCACCGUGAUGUGUCUAUCCGCGGGUCUAUGGUCGGCACGCGGGCUGAUAUAGCUGAGGCGCUUGAUUACGUUGUCCGCGGGCUUGUCAAGCCGGACGUGGUGGUGCACGGGAUGGAAGACAUCGUCGACAUAUACAAGAGGAUGGAGAGGAACGAGGUUAUCGGCCGAGCUGUACUGAAGCUGUGACGGGGCUUCGCCGGGCCAUGCGUGGCCUGCAUGUGACGAGGAUGGCAGCGACCGAGCUCUCCGGCGAUGUCGUUGCGGGCUGGCCGCUGAAUGCAGAGGGUGGUUUUCAGGUUGGUUCUUCAGCUACGACUGAGGCUUUGGCAAGCUGGAGGCCCGGAAGGACAAGAUUGCCAGCAGCGAUUUGCCCAAGUUCAAACCCACUCUUUAGUGUAACAUUUCAGGAGAGCCUAUUCAAGCAGAUACCGUUGUGAAACUCGGGAUUCCAUGUCAGCUUCAAGGGUCACCAACCAUCUUAGACAAUUGCACCAACUCAGCAAAAUGUGAACUUUACUCUGAUUGAUUU